Messenger RNA from Felis catus (domestic cat), 2624 nucleotides. It is a transcript of the gene CYP7B1, whose product is annotated as cytochrome P450 family 7 subfamily B member 1. Gene Ontology annotation, molecular function: oxidoreductase activity, acting on paired donors, with incorporation or reduction of molecular oxygen; iron ion binding; heme binding. Bases 248 to 1537 code for a protein of 429 amino acids. The record is from RefSeq and is a predicted model, not a curated record. Lineage: Eukaryota; Metazoa; Chordata; Mammalia; Carnivora; Felidae. The transcript has 6 exons. Gene Ontology annotation, biological process: bile acid biosynthetic process; cholesterol homeostasis.
ACCUGGUGAGCCUCCAUUGAUAAAAGGCUGGCUUCCUUACCUUGGAGAGGCCCUGAACUUCCAAAAGAAUCCUUUAGGUUUCAUGAAAACACUUCAAAAGCAACAUGGUGACAUUUUCACUGUUCUCCUUGGGGGCAUUUCUAUAUCUAAUGGCUCAAAUCGUUGUCCUGAAUUCCCAUGGAUGUGUCUCUGGAUAGCACCAAAUACCUGAAAUGAAAACAUCAAAAUUCAAUUUAUAACGAUCCAGAUGUCAGACGUUUUGUGUACAAGACAACUGGGAAAGUAUAUAACAUUUAUCCUGGACCCUUUUCAGUACCAGUCAGUGAUAAAAAACCGCAAAUUAAGCUUUCGAAUAUUUAGUAAUAAAGUCUUAAGGAAAGCAUUUUCCAUCAAAAAGCUGGAAACCAAUGAUGACCUGAACGAUGAACUUCACAUCUGCUAUCAACUUUUACAAGGGAAAUCUUUGGACAUACUCACAGAAAACAUGAUGCAGAAUUUAAGACAAGUGCUUGAAUUCCACCUACUAAAAGCCACAGAUUGGGUCAUGACACCGCUGUUGGCAUUCUGCAACUCAGUGAUGUUUGAGAUCACAUUUACAACCAUAUAUGGAAAAAGUCUUGCUGGUAGUACGAAGAAAUUUACUACUGAGCUAAGAGAUGAUUAUUUAAAAUUUGAUGACAAAUUCCCGUAUUUAGUAUCAGACAUACCCAUAGAGCUUCUAGGAAAUGUCAAGUCUAUUAGAAAUAAACUUAUAAAAAACUUGACAUCAGAGCACUUAGCUAAGAUACAAGGAUGGUCACAAGUUGUUCAAAUGAGGCAAGAUAUCCUGGAGAAACACUAUAUGCUCGAGGACCUUGAAAUAGGAGCACAUCAUUUAGGCUUUCUCUGGGCCUCUGUGACAAACACUAUUCCAACUAUGUUCUGGGCGAUGUAUUACCUCCUACAGCACCCAAAAGCUAUGGCAGUGCUGCGUGACGAAAUUGACCAUUUGCUGCAGUCAACAGGUCAAAAGAAAGGGUCUGGAUUUCCCAUCCACCUCACCAGAGAACAAUUGGACAGCCUGGUCUACCUAGAAAGCACCAUUCUCGAGGUUUUACGACUAUGCUCAUUCUCAAGCAUCUUCCGUUUUGUUCAAGACGAUUUGACUAUACAUUCAGAGCCGCAGGACUACUGUCUGCGAAAGGGGGACUUGGUCGCCAUCUUUCCUCCAGCCUUACACUAUGACCCGGAAAUCUUUGAAGCUCCAGAGGAGUUCAGAUUUAACCGUUUUGUAGAAGAUGGUAAGAAGAAAACCACCUUUUUCAAAAAAGGAAAGAAACUGAAGUGUUACCUAAUGCCAUUUGGAACUGGAACCAGCAAAUGUCCAGGCCGAUUUUUGGCAAUUAUUGAAAUAAAGCAAUUGUUGGUUGUACUUUUAACUUAUUUUGAUUUAGAAAUAAUUGAUGAUAAACCUAUAGAAGCAAACUGCAGCCGUUUUCUGUUUGGUAUUCAGCAUCCAGCCUCUGAUGUUUUAUUUAGGUACAAGGUAAAAUCUUAAAGAAGCUGAAAAGAAAGAAAAGAAAUCUAUCAAAACUAACCUAAAUGUCCUUGGUUUAUCAAUUUGUUUUGAAUUUCUGCAAAUGUAGUUGCUUUGUUUGUUUGUUUGUUUGUUUAAGAAGUGUCAGUUUAUAUUUGAUCUGUGAUCAGUCCAGUCUGCACAAAACCUAUCAUAAAAUAAAAUAGAAUGUCGACAUGAAAAUGGACAUCAAAAUAAGCAUAAUGAUAAACUCAAAAUAGCUUUUUUAUGUUUUUCUACAUACUGUGAUUUUCGCCUGUCAUAGUAAAUGUACCGCAAUAAAUUUGGCACUGUGGGAUUUUUUAAGUCAUUCAUGUUCUUUUCUAAUAUGUAAAACCACACUUUAUGUACAACUGGAAAUUUGUGCUAGAAAUGGACACAGUCUAACAAAUGCAAAAUUCUCAGAGAAGAAGGAAAUUAAAUUUUCAUGAGAUAAACCGGAUGAAAAUGUUCCCUUCAAGUGUAAUAUCAAUAAUAUCUAUAGCGCCUGAGUACGUUUGCAUUAAAUGAGUUUUGCAGUAGAUUAAAUGCUUCAACUUCACUUCAAUAUUUAAUCAUCCAUAAAUGUUCUUUAUCACUUUGUAUACUAUGGCUCAAUGCAACAAAAUUUCUUGUUAUGUAAGACCACUCAUGUUAAGUUAGAUACUGAUAAGAUGUAUAAGAACACACAAAACCUAUUGCAUAUUCAGCAGUUGCCCGAGACAUUAGUAUCAGGUCUGUUGUUAGGAGCAAAUGUUGAAAUCGUUACAUGGUAGUGUUUGGUUUCACUGUAAACUGGAAGGGUUAUAUCAGCAUUGCAAUGAACUCUUUCCUAGAUACUUCCAUUUAUAUAAACUGAGAAACUCGAUAGCAGGAUUUGUUCUUGACACGUCAUCUUUUGGACUUGGAGCUUAUUUGGAUUGAUUACAUAAUGCAAUAUAAUUUUAUAUGCCAUAAGGCAGCAUUGUGUCCAUGAUUCAAAGCUUUCUCAUUUCAGGGUACCAAGUGAUUAUUGGGCAUCUGACAUAAAUGAUGAUACUGUGUGUAAUCAGGAAAAGCAGGUAAUAAAAUUCAGUUAAUUUGUAUUGCA